Messenger RNA from Calypte anna (Anna's hummingbird), 6132 nucleotides. RefSeq names its product pumilio RNA binding family member 2 (gene PUM2). Gene Ontology annotation, cellular component: cytoplasm; cytosol. The record is from RefSeq and is a predicted model, not a curated record. Gene Ontology annotation, biological process: miRNA processing; regulation of mRNA stability. The coding region runs from base 352 to 3303 and encodes 983 amino acids. Gene Ontology annotation, molecular function: mRNA 3'-UTR binding. Lineage: Eukaryota; Metazoa; Chordata; Aves; Apodiformes; Trochilidae. The transcript has 20 exons.
UGGCGGCGGCAGGGCCGAGCGGCGGCGGCGGAGGAGGAGGGCAAGGAGGCGGAGGGGGGAGGUUUGCCGCGCUCUCGCUGUCCUCUCCCUCCCUGCGCGCCGGGCUCGACCUCCCGCCAUGUUGUUGUGAGCCCCUGGCGGCCGAAGGGGGGGCGGGGAGGCAGGAAGGAGAGUGCUGAGAGGAAGAGGAGAGGAGGAGAGGAAGAGGAGGAGGAGGAGAAGGAGGGAAAGGAGGAGGGGGGUGGCGGCGGCGGCGGCGGGCCGGAGGGUGGGCAGGGGUGUCCGAGGCCCCGCUCCGGCUCCCUCGCAGCGAGCAGCGCCGCCAGCCAGCCCGUUCGAUCUGUGGAUGAAAUGAAUCAUGAGUUUCAAGCUCUUACCCUAGAAUCUCGGGGAAUGGGAGAGCUUUUACCUGCCAAAAAGUUUUGGGAACCUGAUGAUUCAGCAAAAGAUGGACAAAAAGGGAUAUUUCUUGGUGAUGAGUGGAGAGAGACUGCAUGGGGAACUCCUCACCAUUCUAUGUCCCAACCUAUUAUGGUACAGAGAAAGCCUGGACAAGGUUUUCAUGGAAACAGUGAAGUAAAUGCUGUAUUGUCUCCACGAUCAGAAAGUGGUGGCCUUGGAGUGAGCAUGGUAGAAUAUGUGUUAAGUUCCUCUCCAGCUGAUAAAUUGGAUUCCCGGUUUAGGAAAGGAGCUUUUGGCACUAGAGAUGCUGAAACAGAUGGACCUGAGAAAGGAGAUCAGAAAGGCAAGGCUUCUCCAUUUGAGGAGGACAAAAACAGAGAUCUUAAACAAGGAGAUGAUGAGGAUGUUACUAAAAUAAAUGGCAGAGGUUUGCCAAAUGGAAUGGAUGCCGAUUGCAAAGAUUUUAAUCGUACCCCUGGAAGUCGCCAAGCCUCCCCAACAGAAGUAGCUGAACGUUUGGGCCCCAAUCCCAGCACCACAGAAGGAUUAGGUCCUCUUCCCAAUCCUACAGCCCACAAGCCUCUGGUAGAAGAAUUUUCAAAUCCAGAAAAUCAGAAUCUAGAUGCCAUGGAACAAGUUGGUCUUGAUUCUCUACAGUUUGACUACCCUGGCAAUCAGGUACAAAUGGACUCUUCAGGGGCUACUGUUGGACUUUUUGACUACAGUUCUCAGCAGCAGCUUUUCCAAAGGACUAAUGCUCUGACUGUUCAGCAGUUAACAGCAGCCCAGCAACAGCAAUACGCACUGGCUGCAGCUCAGCAGCCACACAUAGCAGGCGUAUUCUCAGCAGGCUUGGCUCCAGCUGCUUUUGUGCCAAACCCAUACAUUAUCAGUGCUGCUCCUCCAGGUACUGACCCAUACACUGCAGCUGGAUUAGCUGCAGCAGCUACCCUGGCAGGUCCUGCUGUGGUUCCACCUCAGUAUUAUGGUGUUCCAUGGGGGGUGUAUCCAGCCAAUUUAUUUCAGCAGCAAGCUGCAGCAGCAAAUACCACAGCAAAUCAGCAAGCAGCUUCCCAGGCACAACAGGGACAGCAACCGGUUCUUCGUGCUGGAGCAACUCAGCGCCCACUUACUCCCAACCAGGGUCAGCAAGGGCAGCAGGCAGAGUCACUUGCAGCAGCUGCAGCAGCAAAUCCAGCUUUGGCUUUUGGUCAGGGUCUUGCUACAGGCAUGCCAGGCUACCAAGUACUAGCUCCCACUGCCUAUUAUGAUCAGACUGGUGCCUUAGUAGUAGGCCCUGGAGCAAGAACUGGCCUUGGAGCACCAGUCAGAUUGGUGGCCUCUACUCCUGUUAUAAUCAGUUCUGCAGCAGCACAAGCAGCUGCAGCUGCUUCAGCUGGAGGAACAGCAAACAAUCUCGCGGGAGCCACGAACGGUCUAUUUCGGCCACUUGGUGCCCAGCCACAGCAACAGCAACAGCAAACAAAUAGUAGCCUACAGUCCAGUUCAUUUUAUGGCAGUAACUCUUUGACCAAUAACUCCCAAAGCAGUUCCCUUUUUUCACAUGGUCCUGGCCAACCAGGAAGCACAUCUCUUGGCUUUGGAAGUAGCAGCUCUUUAGGAGCAGCUAUCGGCUCCGCACUUGGUGGAUUUGGCUCAUCAGGAGGACUGACAAAUGGUAGUGGUCGCUAUAUUUCUGCAGCACCCGGUGCAGAAGCCAAGUACCGCAGUGCAGCGGGCACCUCCAGCCUCUUCAGCUCCAGCAGCCAGCUCUUCCCUCCCUCGCGCCUCCGCUACAGCCGCUCGGACAUCAUGCCCUCCGGACGCAGCCGCUUGCUGGAGGAUUUCAGGAACAAUCGUUUCCCAAACCUUCAGCUCAGAGACCUGGUUGGACAUAUUGUUGAAUUUUCCCAAGACCAGCAUGGUUCUAGAUUUAUACAGCAAAAGCUGGAGCGAGCUACCCCAGCUGAGCGCCAGAUGGUAUUUAAUGAGAUCCUGCAAGCAGCAUAUCAGUUGAUGACUGAUGUGUUUGGAAACUAUGUAAUACAGAAGUUCUUUGAGUUUGGAAGCCUGGAUCAGAAGUUAGCCCUGGCAACGCGCAUCCGUGGUCACGUCCUGCCACUGGCCCUGCAGAUGUAUGGCUGUCGUGUUAUUCAGAAAGCUCUUGAGUCAAUCUCACCUGACCAGCAGAAUGAAAUGGUGAAAGAGUUGGAUGGUCAUGUUCUCAAGUGUGUGAAAGAUCAAAAUGGAAAUCAUGUUGUACAAAAAUGUAUUGAGUGUGUUCAGCCCCAGUCGCUCCAGUUCAUCAUUGAUGCAUUCAAAGGACAGGUGUUUGUACUUUCAACUCAUCCAUAUGGUUGUAGAGUAAUUCAGCGUAUUUUGGAACACUGUACUGCUGAGCAGACCUUGCCAAUCUUAGAAGAACUGCAUCAACACACAGAACAGCUAGUGCAGGAUCAAUAUGGAAAUUAUGUUAUUCAACACGUACUGGAGCAUGGUCGUCCUGAAGACAAGAGUAAAAUAGUUUCAGAAAUAAGAGGAAAAGUUCUAGCUCUGAGUCAGCACAAAUUUGCCAGCAAUGUGGUAGAAAAAUGUGUAACUCAUGCUUCUCGGGCUGAAAGAGCUUUGCUUAUUGAUGAGGUCUGCUGCCAGAAUGAUGGUCCUCACAGUGCCUUAUACACCAUGAUGAAGGACCAGUAUGCCAACUAUGUUGUUCAGAAGAUGAUUGAUAUGGCUGAGCCUGGUCAGAGGAAGAUAAUAAUGCACAAGAUUCGGCCCCACAUCACCACGCUGCGUAAGUACACCUAUGGCAAACACAUUCUGGCCAAGCUGGAAAAGUAUUACCUGAAGAACAGUGCUGAUCUGGGGCCAAUUGGUGGACCACCAAAUGGGAUGCUGUAAAAGAAAAAAAAAAAAAAGAAACGGAAGAAGAAAUGAGUUGUGAAUGAUCAAAACAUACAACUUAACUAUAAAUGUUCUGAUUUUUUUAAAUCUAUUUAUUGACUUUGUUCAUCCAUUUGUAAAAUUUUUAUUCUUGUGUAUAUUUUUGGGGAGUGAAUUAUUAAAAAAAAAAAAAAGAAAAAAUAUCUCCAGCCCUGAUCCGGAGACCUAUCAGAUUGGAUGGCUGGCAAAGCACAGAAUGCCUGUAUAUGAUGUAAUUGUAUCAAAAUAGCUGUCACAUAUUUUGUAAAUUUUUACCUUGUAAAGUCACUGAAAUAGUUUUUAAAGGGAAAAAGUACAGUAUUCUUUUAAUACACUGGCUCACAAUCUGGUAGGUCUACCCAGCAUCAUAGCACAACAGGUUUAUAGAGUUGUAUAUAGAAUUAAUCCUUAUUUUUCCCUUUUGUGUGAAGUCUUUUAUACCAGAUGAAAUUUGAUCAGCUGCAUUAGCAUUAUUUAACAUGUUGAAAAGUUAAGUUGUAUUUUGGUGGUUCACAACGUACUAUCCAAAAAAUAAAUAGGGCACAGCAAAUUAAAAAAUGGAAUAAUAGAACUACGGAAAGUGUAAAAGACUUGUUUUCAUCACUUGCUUGGGAUACAGGUUUGUUUUUUUUUUAAAUGGUGCCCUAAGGCUUUGUCUAGCGAUGUAUUAAAAAUGCAAGUGCUGUAUAUACUUAUAUAUUUAAUUGUUGUACAAGGUAGAGGGAUGAAAAUGAUGGUGGUACUUCCACUCAAUAAAGUACACCUUUGGAAAAGGAGUGAACCCUGUAUUAACUUUACAGUCAGUUUUACAAGGCAGGAAGAGUAGAGAUUUGUAUUUUUUUAUUUUGCAUAUAGAAUUGUAAGGAUUUGAAAGUGUUGAGCAUUUAUUUUGCUUUCUCACUGUAGAUGCAAAAAAUAGGUAUUGAUGGAGAGAAAAGGGGCCACUGAAAAGUAAGCUUGAUAGCUCAACAUUUAAGCAUGAUUGAUUAAAUACUCAGCUUUUUUGCUUCCUAUAAAUAUAUGCAUUGUAUACGUGUAGUUAAUAGGUGUAAGUUUACAGUUUAAAAACAAAUCUCUCGUUUCGAUGUUUAUUACAAGCCUUGCUAAUUUAGUAGUGAUGCUUACCUUGGUUGUACAGAUGUACAUUUGUAAACCUUCAUGCUGUAAAUGUAAUUUGUUUUACCCCUUUUUUGGGACAAAAAUUUGCAUUUUAGUGUAUAUUCAUAUCCCCACUCCCUUUUCUCCCCCUGGCAUAUAGUGUUGUAUAAUGUAAAUUUAUUUCAGCAAAUCAAGAGUGAUUUUUUUAAAUUCUAUCUUUAUAUGGUUUCAGAAAUAUGAACCGACUUUCUUUUUAUCUAUUGUGAGAAACAUUAUGUUUUGUUUAUAACAUAGCUGUUGAUUCUGUUAAUAUGGGCACGUUGGGAAAUCAGUCUGUUUGAAUUUUAAGUUGAGAUAAUGAGCAUAGGAAGAAAUGGACUGAAAUACUUGGUUAUCACAGAAACCAAUGCUUCUUCCAUCUUAAUAAAUGUGGCAUGAUUUUUUUGUACAGAAGAGUACUGUAUUUUUGAAUAGCCUUCUCCCAGCGUAAAGCAAAUAUGUAUGAUACUGUCAAUUUUUUUCUCUGGACAUAUGACAUUGUAACAGUGACAUAAAGAUGAUGUACAUUUACAAGCGGCCUUAUGUACAUUUCCCAAUGAUCUUUUUAAGGCAGAAUUGUGACCAUAUGUGUAUAAUUAAAAUCCUUUUUAAUCCUUUGCCUAUGGAAAUAUUUUGGAAAAAAAAAAAAAGCUUACUUUGUAUAUUCAGUUUCUGAAAAGAUAAAGAAAGUGCUUUGUAUGUUGUUGAAGUAAGUAUUUUGUGUAAAACAUUUGUUUGGAUCAACAAGGCAGUUUGAAAGCAAUGUCCUGAGCACUGAUCAAAUAAAAGGCUGUUUAUGGUAGAGGUCUGAUCAUGAGGAAGGAACAUAGCAGUGGUAUAAACUUGUAGAAGGAAUUCUGUCAUAUUACUGUUUAUAUCAGGUUUACAUAAAUCUUAGUAAAGCAGAAGUCUGAGGCGCUACUUUUUCAGUGGUAGCGUUAAGUCAAUAGGCAAAUGGGAAAGUUUGAUCUGGCCUACUCCCAGUUUCUGAAUCUGUCAAAUAGUGCCUGCAUUAAAUGAUACAGUAGGCCUAAUUAUUUUUAGUAAGCACAAUUCUAAUUGCCAAGUAGCUUUUGCAUGGGAGUUCAUAAAAUUCCUCUCGAGAGGUGCAGGCCCUGUCGUUGGAGCCAGAGCUUUCCCGUCCUCACACAAAGGGUGACCUUAGAGCCACUUCCUUGGACACAUGAAUUCUCCUCGGUGUAUUUUACACUGUGUACAAAUGCCAUGUGCUGUAAUCCUCAGAGCUGACAAUUCUUGUCAACGUGUAAGAGACAGUAAGUUGGCUUUUGGGGUCGUCCAGGCAGAAGCUGAUAAUACCCCAGUACUUUGUCCCUGUAGCACUCAUGCCAUGGUGGUAUUUAAACAGUCCUGUAAUUGUCAUCCUUAGUGCUUUCAGUAUCUUGAACAUACCUUCCACUUGCUCUCCUAAAACCAUUUUGCACAAAUUCUAUCCAGGAACGUGAAGAUCACUGGUUUUCCUUUCCACUAUUUUAGGCUUUGGGUAGAACCACUAGAGUUUUUGCUCAAGUAUCGCUUCUUGAUACAGAUUGUUUAUGGACCAGUUUGGUUGGGUUUGAUUCCAGGUGGCUCAUAUUGAAUUAAUGUAAUGUUCACAUGUAUAUACUGUAAAAAUCAAUAUGAAAAUGUGUGAAUAACACUGUGUGAAAUACA